UUCUUCCCUCGACCACCGAUCAGGGUUUCGGCACGUCGCCUGUCGAUUUAUCUCCUCGUCUCUCUGCCUCCUGCCCCUGACGAGUGACGGCACUCUGCUUCAAUUCAUUCCUUGCCGGGACAGCAAUCUGCGAUCCAGACCGCUUCCAAAGAGAUCCGCCUUAAGCGUGUUUUAGCUUAUCCACAAGGUGCCAAUGUCUACGAAAGUUGACUCGCCAUCUUCUGUCGAAGCUCGUCAAGCUCCAAUUUCUGCUUCAACUACAGUUUCAUCCAGUAGCCCCAAGGUUUCCAUGUUUGGGACAAAAGCCGGAUUUGUCAUACCAAAGAAUAAAUUGUCAGGUUCCUUGGUUCCCAUUUUCCGUGGUGGGAGCAAAAUAGAUACUGCAAGUGUUGUCAAGGAAGAGAGCACAAAACAAGUCCAACGAAAAACAAAAUGGGGUACGGAUCUUACACAAGAUGCUAAUGUUCGAAAGGGAAAAGCUUUAGCUUAUCAGACUAGAGUGGAGCAGAUCACUCAGCAGCUGAAGUCUGGAUCUCUGGAAUUUGAAGAAGAUCAAGGUUCUGAGUCACCAAAGCUGGUUUCCAAUGCUAAUUCAGAUAGCAAGGCUCGCAAGGUUCAGCCUCUGGAAUUGGAACGAAGGGAACUUAUUGGCGAAAUAUUACGGUUAAAUCCCAGUUACAAGGCUCCACCAGAUUACAAGCCACUAAUGAAGGAGUCUAAAGUUCUAAUUCCAAUUAGAACAUAUCCAGGCUACAACUUUGUUGGCUUGUUAUUGGGGCCUGAAAGCAACACACAAAAAAGACUUGAAGAAGAAACUGGAGCUAAAGUACGAGUUUAUGGAACUAAAUCUGGCUUCGGGGAGAAGAGUGAAAUAACCAAGUCAGACAUUAGUAAUUCUCAGGAGACGUACGAUGACCUUCAUGUCCAUGUUUCAGCAGAUACAUAUGAGAAGGUUGAUGCAGCAGUAGCGCUGAUUGAGCUUCUACUCACUCCAGUAUCUGGAAAUGCUGGAGUCACUCCAAAAGUUGCGAGUGAGGAUGUUCAAACCAAAAAUCUGGACUCAUCUGGUAUUUUUAUGACGCCUGUGAACAAUGUUAUUCAAGCUGUACCUCAAUCUCCGUCUCUGCCUGUUCAGCCUGGCCAAUCACCAUUUCAACCAUACCCUGCUCCCUGGUUCCCAACAACCACACCAAAUGUUCCUUCUAAUCCAUCUUCUGCUUUCAUGCCUCCACUUUUUCCCAACAAUCCUACCCAGUUUCCACUUUUAAGGCCUCCUCCUGGCAUCCCUCAGUAUUUCACUCAAGCUCCUAAUAUCCUCUCAGUUCCAAGAACAUCAACGCCGACUGUCUUAAGGCCCCCAUUACCUAUUCAAUUGCCUCCAAACCAACCCCCUUCAGGCCCCAUCUCACAGUCAUUGACCUCUCGCCCAGUGCCAACUUUAAAGCCACCUGGACAAGUAAACCCGCUGAUUGGACCCCCAAUUAGACCACCAGUAACUUCUUCUGCCUGGCCCCUUGCUCCAAAUCCUUCAGGGCCAAGCAUUAAUCAGGUGGCUCCUUCAAAUGCAACAAUGAGGGCUUUGGGUGUUCCUUCAGCUUCCAUGAGCUCUGGGCCUUCUCAAUUUAACGUUUCUGAUAUUGCAAGGCCUCCCGCUGCAAAUUUUACCCCUCACUCAUCUUCUCUCAUUUCCGCCCGACUUUCCACAAAUCCACCUAUUUUUUCGCCGGUGCCUUCGCAGACCGGACUUGUUCCAACUCCAGGAAUGGCUUCAUCAUUCUCAGGAUCAUUGGCUUCACCACCACCAGCUCAACGUCCAACUUCUUUCCUGCAGAGAGCUCCUUCUGCCCCGGUAAUGACUUCACCUUCCCCUUUAAUAGUCCGGGCUCCUAUCCCAAUGCCAGCACCGCCUCAUGCACAAGCUCCUAUACCCGUGCAACCACGGUUGCAGCCACCUCAGCCACUGCCACCUCUAUCCACUUCCAAUGCAACCAUCAUUCCUACUUUCCCUCCUUCAGCAAACAGUCCUAUUGGUGCUUCCCCUGUUACAACUCUCAAACCACCGCGCCCCAUUUCCGGCGAUUUUACUUUUCAGCCUCUCCGAACUCAACCACCACCAUCUUCCCCAAACACUCCGGCAGCUCACAAUUCUGCACUACAGAACUCACCACAGGCUCCAUUUGCAGCGCCAAAAGCACCAUCCUUUCGACCAGCUUUACAAAGUCCCAUUCCUGCAGCCCUUCCUCAAAGUUCUCCUAGGCUUCCAGCUGCUCCUACUGCUUUUCCAGCCAAUGCAAGCAACAUUAGACCACCAUCUCACAUGCUUCAAGGAUACCCAAGCCCAGCUCCUGUACAGCCAGUGGCCCAAGCUGUUCCAGUUGGCUCACCACGCUUUCCUAGUGCUGCCCAAGCUCCAAAUCCUUCAGGAGGCUCCAUGCCUGCUUAUCCUGAAAAUUUUCAUCGAUUGCCUCUUGUUAGUAGACCUGCAGGAAGUUUUACUGUACCAAACCAACCGCUAGCGGAUAAACCAAUCGGCUUUACGCCCGGAAAUGUACACACAAGUCCUGGAGGCAAUCAGAUUUAUGAUCCAUUUUCACCAACAGCUUCAGCAGCACCUCCACAACAGGGAGCCAGUAAAAAACCAGAGACAGAUGCUGAAUAUGAAGAUCUAAUGGCCUCUGUGGGAGUAAAGUGAUUCUGUUAGAAACACAAACUCAAACAGAGCAUUUUUAAAAAGGAAUCGUCUAUAGAAGAAGAAUUUAAUGCUUGCAAGUUGAGAGGGUGUCUAGCCUUAUAAACUGACUGGUUUGAGCACACUUUACAUGUAUUAAUGUAGGAAAUUAGUGUAGACAAAGUUGAAAUUGCAGUGUUGCCAUUUUGAACCAUCAAUUUUCAUGUACUAAUCUUCAUUUGCCUAAGCAUUAUUAACCUUUUUAUAAAGUAAA
This is a messenger RNA of Dendrobium catenatum, 2942 nucleotides long. RefSeq names its product branchpoint-bridging protein. NCBI's taxonomy places the organism in Eukaryota, Viridiplantae, Streptophyta, Magnoliopsida, Asparagales, Orchidaceae. Bases 194 to 2692 code for a protein of 832 amino acids. The record is from RefSeq and is a predicted model, not a curated record. Gene Ontology annotation, cellular component: nucleus. Gene Ontology annotation, molecular function: mRNA binding. The transcript has 9 exons. Gene Ontology annotation, biological process: regulation of mRNA splicing, via spliceosome.